AUGGCCUUAAGAAAUGUUUCUUCCAUGACAAACUCUCAUUCCCACACAAACCAACGCAUGUGCAUGUGCUCGCCAACCAAUCAUCCUGGCUCGUUCAGGUGUAGCAAGCACAAGAAGUCACCGCGUGUUGUGGUGGCUCCGCCCUCAUCUUCAACCUCCUCCAAACCGGAUUAUAAUAAUUUGGAUCACUCGCCUAUAGCCAUAUUGGCCAAGGCGAGAUACUCGUUGAAGGCAAUUGUCCUCCGAAUAGUUAAGGAUCAUUCUAAAAAUGAUCCUUAUAAGACGAAGUCAUUCCAGUCAAAGCCUACUCGCACGUGCAUGUGCUCACCGACCAAGCAUCCUGGCUCGUUCCGGUGUAGCAAGCACAAGAAGUCGCCGAGUGUUGUGGUGGCUCGGCCGGCCUCUUCUACCUCCUCCAAGCCGGAUUAUCAUAAUUUGGACCGCUCGUGGAUGACCAUAUCCCUCAAGGCGAAUUGUUCGUUAAAGGCAUUUCUACUCCAAAUAAUUAAGCAUCAUUCCAGACAUUAUCUUCAUAGGAGGAAGAUAUUCGAACCAAAGCCUACUCGCUUUUCGGUAAUGAACCGUGUUGCAGUUUCUUGA
Messenger RNA from Vicia faba (fava bean), 600 nucleotides. The record is from the annotation of a GenBank genome assembly. NCBI's taxonomy places the organism in Eukaryota, Viridiplantae, Streptophyta, Magnoliopsida, Fabales, Fabaceae.